This is a messenger RNA of Lepus europaeus (European hare), 1138 nucleotides long. RefSeq names its product MORF4 family-associated protein 1. The transcript has 3 exons. The record is from RefSeq and is a predicted model, not a curated record. NCBI's taxonomy places the organism in Eukaryota, Metazoa, Chordata, Mammalia, Lagomorpha, Leporidae. Bases 96 to 461 code for a protein of 121 amino acids.
CGGCACGGCAGUGUCGUGAAAGCCGCCGCGCGCGCAGAGCGCUGGUUGACGGCCGGGCUCCAUUUUGUUGGCCGCUGCUCUGCUCGCGGCGGACGAUGCGGCCCCUGGACGCGGUGGAGCUGGCGGAGCCCGAGCAGGUGGAGGUGCUGGAGCCCGAGGAGGACUUCGAGCAGUUCCUGCUGCCGGUCAUCCACGAGAUGCGCGACGACAUCGCGGCGCUGAGCCGCGAGCGCGGGCGCGCGCCCCCGCGGGACCGCGGCAAGCUGUGGGAGAUGGACAAUCUGCUCAUCCAGAUCAAGACGCAGGUGGAGGCGUCGGAGGAGAGCGCCCUGAACCACCUGCCGGGCGCCGGCGGCGCGGCCAGGGCCGACCGGGCCGACGAGAAGGCGCGCGAGGCGGCCAAGAUGGCCGAGAUGCUGGUGGAGCUGGUGCGGCGGAUAGAGCGGAGCGAGUCGUCGUGAGCGCGGCGCGGUGUGCAGCCCUCGGACGUGGUCGGGUCUGGAGAUGGCUGACACCCGGAGAAGCUGAAGCCAGAGAGCCUUCGUUUUUCUCUUUUCCUGUCUACUCUGUCCUCACUUUCGCUCCGUUUCUGCGUGGUCUGCGGUUGUGACCUCAAGACGAGUUUCCGACUGUUUGGUGUUCCCGUGCCGGGGGGAGGUAGCUUUGUUUUAUUAUUGGGAAAACGCCCUCGCUGCAGGAAUGGCGGCCGCGUCUGGGCCCGGGCUGUGGGUGCUGGUUCCGAGUGGCGGGUGCCUCGGCGCUCUCGGGAGACCCGCGAGCUCCCUGGAAUUCGGGGCCGUGCGGCGCGGGAGCCCCGGGGGAGGGCGGCCGCUGGCCCGGGCCUGUCGUUUCUCUGAGACCAAAGGAGGAGAGAUGUAUUUUCUAAAUUUGAGGUCCCGGGGUCCCCGGCCCGCUGUCCCCUGUGGCGUGUGCGUGGACGACCCUCUCCGCCCGCGUGUCUGGGCGUCGGGGCAGGGCAGGGGAGGGCGGGGGUGGAGUCUGCGUGGCCCUGCCUGCGGAGCGGAGGCGCCCGCCAGCGCCGAGUGUGUUUCCGUAGCAGACGUGAGCAGUGCUUGAGGUCAGAACCCCACCGUGUUGAGAACCCCACCGUGUUAAUAAAGUGUUCAUGGUUGAACGA